UCGCCUCCACCGUCUCCGACCUUUCCAUCAAGAACAUCGAGACCCGAUGGCACAAGCUCCCCGAGUGCGAGCAGGGCGCCAUUGCUGAUGUUCUCGCUGAGGCCCAGAAGGGUGACUGGAAGAAGCUCUCUCUGGAUCAGAAGCGUGCUGCCUACUUUGUCGCCUACGGCACCUACGGCCCCCGCACCCUCCCUGACCCCAUCCUGAAGUACAAGGUUGCCACCUGGGUCGGUUCCUUCCUCCUCCUCACCUACGGCCUCUGGGCCUACUACGUCAACGAGUACACCCCCAAGCUCGUCACCCAGACUCCCGAGUGGCAGGAGGACGAGAAGGUCCGUGCCAUCGAGGCCAAGCAGAACCCCUACUACGGUCACUACGCCGAAUACCUCAAGUCUCAAUCCAAGUAGAUUUCCAAUUUUGUCUACCCAGGAACUUGUUCUGAUGCCUGACCAUAUACGAGUUUACAGCUCAGACAAAAACAAAUGUGACACCCAAUUUUUCGCCUCAUCACUGUAAUUAGUUAACCAGUGUUUGUCAUCGGCCGGGGAGGGUGACUCGCUGAAUCAUCAUAUCGCCGCUUUGCCGUCAGUCGCCGGCGACAAGUUCAGAUAGCGUGCAUCUCCAUGGACAUUGAUAUACCGCGAUCCCCUUGAGCGACGAUCGACUGGGCUUGCCAUGCCAUUGGCGAGCUGUGAACUGAUCCAGAUGACGACUCGUCGCC
Molecule: messenger RNA, 721 nt
Organism: Polychytrium aggregatum
Lineage: Eukaryota; Fungi; Chytridiomycota; Chytridiomycetes; Polychytriales
Product: cytochrome c oxidase subunit IV family
Exons: 3
Biological process (GO): mitochondrial electron transport, cytochrome c to oxygen
Source: RefSeq, a predicted model, not a curated record